Messenger RNA from Vigna umbellata (rice bean), 1110 nucleotides. Lineage: Eukaryota; Viridiplantae; Streptophyta; Magnoliopsida; Fabales; Fabaceae. The record is from RefSeq and is a predicted model, not a curated record.
AUGAAGAUUCGAAUGGAGUUCGAGAUUAGGGUGGCUUGCGACAUUAUUGACGGUGAAGACUUGGUGGUUCGUGAUUUGGGGGAGAUCGCGACUUUGAUGGUAGUGACCAUGGAAGUUGCGUGUGAUGGCUGCCAUGGUUCUCUACAGGAGCAGCUUCAUGGCGACAUGAUGACUUUGGACAAUCUCUACGGCGGUGGUGGCGUUAGGGAAGAUUCUGGAACCCUAACACCCUCAUCCUCCCUCACCGCCUUCCCUCGUCAUCGCUUCUCCGUUCAAGCCAAGAUCAGCAAAAUCUUCAUACCCGCCCUCAGCUUCACCAUGACCGAAGGCAAAAUUGUCUCCUGGAUCAAAUCUAAGGGCGACAAGCUCUCGAAGGGUGAAAGUGUUGUCGUCCCUGAGUCCGACAAGGCUGACAUGGACGUCGAGACCUUCUACGACGACAUCCUCGCCGCCAUCGUCAAAUCCGACGGCGAAAUCGCCUCAGUAGUCGUCGCUACUCCCUAUGUCAUUGCUCCGGAGACUACUGCAUCACCUCCUCCUCCAGCAAAGUCUGUUUCCGAUGGGCCAAGGAAGACCGUGGCCAUGCCUCAGGCUAACAAGGUCGCAAAGGAACAGAAGAAAGGAUUUUUUUCUCCAUCUUUUUUUAAUAUCGAGAGAUAUGAGGAUCGUGACCGAAAUAUCCUUGGUAGACGGUGAAAAGGAGAAGAAUGUUAUAGGAUAUCAUUGAAGAGUCAACCGAACGGUGGAAGAAGUCUGAGACUACCGAACGGUCUGUUGAAGAAGGCUACCGAAUGGUCUGUGGAAGAAGGCUACCGAACGGUGGAAGAAAUCUGAAGCUAACGAGCAGUCGGUGGAAGAAGGCUACCGAAAGGUCUGUGGAAGAAGACUACCGAACGGUGGAAGAAAUCUAAAGCUACCGAGCGAUCGGUGGAAGAAGGCUAUCGAACGGUCUAUCGACGAAGACUACCAGAGGUGGAAGAUUUAUAGAAUAUACUAAUAGUCAGUUAAUUCUGUUAGUUUACAGAAUUAACUACACUCUGUAAUUUUCUGCUAUAAUUUUCUGCUAUAUAAACAAUGGUAUUCUGUAACGUGAAGUUUUAAUGAAUGAAA